Molecule: messenger RNA, 1304 nt
Organism: Diabrotica balteata
Lineage: Eukaryota; Metazoa; Arthropoda; Insecta; Coleoptera; Chrysomelidae
Source: the annotation of a GenBank genome assembly
AGAUGUACGAUAGAGUGCAAUCAGUAAUGUGGUUAACAAUAAUAGUCGUGAUUGUUUCAAUAGUGGUUUGCAGAGGAGUCACUGACACUACCAGCAACUAUUAUGAUCUUAGUACUUAUUGUAAAAAAACGGGUGAAACCAUCAAGUGCAAAGAUAUGAUUCAUAUUAUCAGUUGGUUUAACCUCCAUCCAUUGGGUUUUAGAAACGGUACAAAUCUUGAAGUCAUUGGCACCGAUCCAAGAAAAAGAGCUUAUUUAAAUCCAGAGAGUUACAGAGGAAUGCACAACUGGAAAAGGAUUAGAAUACUCGACACUAACUUGGACCAUUUAGACCCUUAUUCAUUUGAACACAUGGAUAAUUUGGAAUCGGCUCACUUUAUUAAUACUGGCCUUGAAUACAUAAUGGCGAAUAUAUUUUACGACUUGCCCAAAUUACGGGAGGUGAUAUUGACUAGGAAUCGUCUUAUUGCGUUGAAAUUCUCGGUAUCGAAUAAAUGUCCAAUGUUUAAGUUAUUAGAUGUGGGAGAUAACAAGAUAAACUUUACCUCGGAUGAGAGUUUUUUUUUUGAAAUAGGAUCAAUAUUACAUAUAAACCUUAACAAUAAUAGACUCUACACCUCCUUCAAAAACGAUAUGCAGCAUUACCCGGACCGUAUUAGGAAUUUGUGGUAUUCGCAUAAUAAAUUUACAGAGCUUAGAGCAGAUUGGUUCCGAUUGAGGAAGAAUUUAAGAAUAGUCAAUUUUGCGUACAACCAGAUAGAAUAUGUAGAGAAUAAUACAUUUAAGGACAACCCUAAUUUGCAUACGAUCAUUCUAUCUUACAACAAGUUGACAACUAUUCCGAUGUCGUUACUUCCGGCAAAUUUUUAUCCGAACUUAAAAUAUCUGGCUAUAGAUCACAACUGGAUUAUGGGAUUAGAUACUACCAAGAAAGGUCCCUUGAAACUUUUAACCAACUUAAAGAAAAUAUCGUUGGCUGGAAAUCCGUUUUACUGCAGUUGCUUUCAAGAAGUUCAGAAUCAAAUAAAUCACUUAAGUCUGCAAGAAGUGUGUAGCGAGAAAGAGACCCCGGAACACACAAGGGACCUUUGUAUCAUAGAAGCAGAAAAUUACAAUACACCAUGUCAUUUAAUUCCAGCAAGCGAGAACGCCGAAAAUCGGGAAAAUUUCCUUGAAGAAAAUACCGCACUUCCAGUAUCCUUUGAUUCGAUGUACUGUGCUCUUGCAGAAUUUAUAAAUGCCUAAUUUUAUUGUUAAUAAUAAAAAAUCAUGUAAACUUAAGUUUAAUUAUACGUGUCAUACAUU